Molecule: messenger RNA, 1267 nt
Organism: Solanum pennellii
Lineage: Eukaryota; Viridiplantae; Streptophyta; Magnoliopsida; Solanales; Solanaceae
Product: zinc finger CCCH domain-containing protein 2-like
Exons: 1
Coding region: 252-1028 (258 amino acids)
Source: RefSeq, a predicted model, not a curated record
GGUUCUUCUAGCUAUAUAUAACCUCAUUAUUGAAUCACUUAUUCCACACUCACUCUCCUACUCUACAAGAAAUUAUCUCCUUGGGAAAAAUCUAAAGUUUCUAUAUUAGCUACAUUAGAAAGUUUUUCUUUAUUCUAUUUUUGGGAAACUGAUUUUAUAUUUGUGUAGAAUAUAUCAUUGGUUUACAAGUAUAUUAUUCUUUUUUCUUUGAAUUUUAAUUAUAUAUUUCUUCAAUUGUACCAUCCCAAUAAAUGGAUUAUACAAAUAGUCGAUAUUUCAGUCACUAUUCAGCAUCUUCCCCAUUUCACAAAGAAUUUGUGGGGCAAGAGGCAAAUUCUCAAAGAUUUCAGAAAUUUAUUAGUCAAGAUUUAUAUGAGUCUAAUAAUUUUCGUAUGUACAUUUACAAGGUACAGAAGUGCUCAAAACUUUACAGUCACGAUUGGACAUCUUGCCCUUUUACCCAUGAAGGGGAAAAAGCACGUCGACGUGACCCAAGGAAAUACAACUAUUUGCCAAUUCCUUGCCCUGGUUAUAAAUUCGCAUCUUGCAUAAAGGGAGAUAAUUGUGAAUUAUGCCAUGGAGUUUUUGAGUACUGGUUACACCCUGCGAAGUACAGGAUCAGUCCGUGCCAAGCUGGCACGUCGUGUAAAAGACCAGUCUGUUUCUUCGCACAUACACUAAAUGAGCUUCGUCCUGAGAUGAAGUACAAUUGGUCCUUUGUGUAUCAAUACCCUAUAUACAUCCAAUCAUAUCCAGACAUUAUCAUUGAAAAUGGUCCAUAUGGUAAUUGGAUGAUUGUUCCUUGCAACCCUCAACUACAACCACCACCACAUAAUCACUUUUACAGUACUACUGCUUUGGGACAUGGAAAUUCUCUUAAUCCCCAACAAAUUCCUUCGGAAAAUACGUCAAAUUUUGGGUUGUUUGCUCAACCUCCUCCUUCAUCUUCUCUAACUCAGCCAAAAUUUGUCCAUAAUGUUCAAAAUGAGAGUGAUUUUUCACUUUUUCAGCAAACCACACAAAGUUGAUUGAGGAGAUGAAGAAUCUUGAGCUUGGGAGUACUUCUCAUGCUAAGAUGAAUAAAAUAUAUGAAAUAUAUGAUGAUACGGAUAAAAGGUCGGUGGAAAAUGAGUUAAGGGAUCAAAAAUUUCCAAACAUCAAUUGCUUGUAAAUAUUUUAUACAUGAUGAGUGAUAGUAAUUCAUAAUUUAUGUAUAAACAGAUUAUUAAUUUGAAAUCAUUUUUAUGAGGCUGUUAACUAUUUCUAA